Messenger RNA from Sphenostylis stenocarpa, 1101 nucleotides. NCBI's taxonomy places the organism in Eukaryota, Viridiplantae, Streptophyta, Magnoliopsida, Fabales, Fabaceae. The record is from the annotation of a GenBank genome assembly.
AUGGCCUCACCAGCAGUGAAGUUGUUCGUUGAAGACGAUCAAGUGGUCAUGGACAAUGGCAUAGUGCAAGUGUAUUUAUCCAACCCUGGUGGAUUUGUUACCAGAAUUCAAUAUAAUGGCAUUGAUAAUCUGCUUGAAACUCGUAAUAACAAAAGAGGAGAUAGAGGGUACUGGGACGUUGUUUGGAGCGAAGCUGGAAGUACAGGAACAACAGGGACAUUUGAACGGAUUGUGGGAACAGGUUUUAAUGUUAUAACGGAAAAGGAGGAACUUGUUGAGAUCUCAUUCACAAGUAAGUGGGAUCCAUCUCUCAAGGGAAAGACAGCCCCUCUUAAUAUUGAUAUAAGGUAUGUGAUGCUUUGUAAUUCGUCAGGAUUCUACUCCUACGCCAUCUUUGAACACCUACAGGAGUGGCCUGCUUUCAACAUACCUCAGAUAAGGAUUGUUUACAAGCUUGGUAAAGACAAGAUCUUGUUUCUAAAGAUGAUGUUGAGAAAUGAUUUGCGUAGGUUUCAUUACAUGGUCGUGUCGGAUGAUAGACAGAGAUUUAUGCCUCUCCCUGAAGACAGAUUACCCGGAAGAGGAGUUGAACUUGUUCCUCCAGAAGCAGUUUUGCUCGUGAAUCCUGUGGAGCCAGAGUUUAAGGGAGAGGUGGAUGACAAGUACCAAUACUCAAGUGAGAACAAAGAUCUUAUGGUUCAUGGAUGGAUAAGUUCUCAAUCUGAAACCGAUCCAGUCACAGGGUUUUGGGUAAUCAUACCCAAUAAUGAGUUUCGAUCAGGUGGUCCAGUAAAACAGAAUCUUACUUCCCAUGUCGGCCCAACAAGUCUAGCUAUGUUUCUGAGUGCUCAUUACGCAGGAGAGGAUAUAGUUCUGAAACUCCAACCUAACGAGCCAUGGAAGAAAGUUUUUGGGCCAACUUUUGUUUAUCUUAACACUUUGUUAGACGGUGAUGAUCCCCUAGUUCUAUGGGAAGACGCUAAAAAUCAGACGAACGAGGAGGUUCAAAGUUGGCCCUACGAUUUUCCAGCUUCGGAAGAUUUUCAGAAGUCUAGUCAACGGGGCAGUGUUUGUGGCACAUUACUAGUCCGAGACAGGUAA